This is a messenger RNA of Drosophila santomea, 2236 nucleotides long. It is a transcript of the gene mab-21, whose product is annotated as protein mab-21. The record is from RefSeq and is a predicted model, not a curated record. Bases 505 to 1602 code for a protein of 365 amino acids. The transcript has 2 exons. Lineage: Eukaryota; Metazoa; Arthropoda; Insecta; Diptera; Drosophilidae.
GGCGCGAGAAGACGCGGGAGAAAGAGAGCGGAGAAUUGGAGAGCUAAAAGCUAUAGUUAGGAAUCAGCUACAAGAUACAAUCAAACAAGAUACAAGAUACAAUCGAAUAAGAUACAAGAUCAAGAUCAUACAAGAUACAAGAUACAAUUAUACAAGAUACAAUCAUACAAGAUACAAGUUAGAAGAUAGAAUCCCCGUCGCCGAAUCGAAGCUUCCUCUAUGUCAACGCUAUAAAAGAUUGCAAAGCUCGCAAGAAUCGCAGAAUCAAAAGAAAGAAUAGAAACUAAUUCAAUCAAGUUGCAGUACCGUCGCUGUGCCGUUACAAUUAUUUAUUGUUUUUUGUGUGUGUGAGUGCGUGUGUGUGCGUGUGUGCGUGUGUGACUGACUACAUGUGUGCCUCGUAGGUAAUGAGUGCAGUUGGCAGCAGUGAUUCCAGCAGCAGGAGCAGAGACUAAAAGACUUUGGGCGCCACACGAAAAAAAGUAGUGCCCCGCCGUGUGGAGAAUGCUGGUGCCGUCGGACAUGAUUGCGGCACAGUCCAAGAUGGUAUACCAGAUGAACAAGUACUGUGCGGACCGCGUCCAGGUGCGCAAGGCGCAGAUCCACAAGCAGAUCCAGGAGGUCUGUCGCAUCGUCCAGGAUGUGCUCAAGGAGGUGGAGGUGCAGGAGCCGCGCUUCAUCUCCUCGCUGAACGACUACAAUGGACGCUUCGAGGGAUUGGAGGUUAUAUCGCCCACCGAAUUCGAGAUCAUCAUCUAUCUGAAUCAAAUGGGUGUGCUCAACUUUGUCGACGAUGGCACACUGCCCGGCUGUGCCGUGCUCAAGCUGAGUGACGGCAGGAAGCGCUCCAUGUCACUGUGGGUGGAGUUCAUCACGGCCAGUGGUUAUCUGUCCGCCCGCAAGAUCCGCUCCAGGUUCCAAACGCUGGUGGCGCAGGCAUGCGAUAAGUGCGCCUAUCGCGACAUCGUCAAGAUGAUCGCCGACACCACGGAGGUGAAGCUGCGCAUCCGGGAGCGCAUCAUCGUCCAGAUCACGCCCGCCUUCAAGUGCGCCGGCCUCUGGCCAAGAUCCGCCUCCCACUGGCCGCUGCCGGGCAUCCCCUGGCCGCAUCCGAACAUCGUCGCCGAGGUGAAGACCGAGGGAUUCGACAUGCUCUCCAAGGAGUGCAUCGCACUGCAGGGCAAGAACUCCGCCAUGGAGGGCGAUGCAUGGGUGCUCAGCUUCACCGACGCCGAGAACCGGCUGCUCCAAGGAGCGAGUCGACGACGCUGCCUGAGCAUCCUGAAGACCCUGCGAGAUCGGCACCUGGACCUGCCCGGCAAUCCGGUGACGUCGUACCAUCUGAAGACCCUGCUGCUCUACGAGUGCGAGAAGCAUCCGCGCGAGAUGGAGUGGGAGGAGAACUGCAUCGCGGACCGCAUCAAUGGGAUAUUCCUGCAGCUGAUAUCCUGCCUGCAGUGCCGCCGCUGUCCGCACUACUUCCUGCCCAACAUGGAUCUCUUCAAGGGCAAGUCGCCGGGUGCCCUGGAGAAUGCGGCCAAGCAGGUUUGGCGGCUCACCCGGAUCAUGUUGACCAAUGUCCGUUGCCUGGAGGAGCUGUAGGAGCUGUAGGAGCUACUACUACUACUAUCCCAUUGAAACCAUUGGAGCUGGGGCCUUCUGUGUUUUUUUUAUGCGCCUUUUGUUAUUAACUGAUGUGUUUUUUUUUUUUUUUUAUUUGUACAACUAAAGACAAAGGAUCGCAAGGAUCAAAGGCGAUGGGCGGGAUCAAAGAAAGGAGAAAAGAAAGUAGAAAGUAGAGAGAGAGAGAGAGAGAGAAAGCAGUGAAAUUGUAACCCAAAUACUAUUUGAUAUUUCGCUAGAUCGUAACUUAAGUUUAGGUGCUUUCGAAAAGUAUACGCCGCUUACAGAGUUUCCUAUAAUUAGAGCAUACUUAGUGUUAUCCAUUUAGAUCGUCAUUGUCGCAAAACGCACACAAGUUACCAACUAGUUACAUUUGUAUGUACGAUAUAUAUAUAUUGUAUAUAUAAUAUAUCACUUUUUUUUUUUAUUCGGCCCAAUUUGCUAAUAGCAAAAGAGUGCAGAGCAAAAUUAGCUAAAUUAGCUGUAAGUCCAAUGAAACUGAGACAGCCGAGCGGUGGAAUAUUUCCCCGUCGGUGCUAAAUUAUUUAUUCUAUGUUUUUGCCUUCUUCUUGUGAGUUUAGUCAAUAAAACGUAAGUUUUUCAAUGAAUUCAA